Messenger RNA from Trematomus bernacchii (emerald rockcod), 2797 nucleotides. RefSeq names its product folylpolyglutamate synthase (gene fpgs). NCBI's taxonomy places the organism in Eukaryota, Metazoa, Chordata, Actinopteri, Perciformes, Nototheniidae. The transcript is spliced from 15 exons. The coding region runs from base 10 to 1746 and encodes 578 amino acids. Gene Ontology annotation, cellular component: cytoplasm; mitochondrion; cytosol. The record is from RefSeq and is a predicted model, not a curated record. Gene Ontology annotation, biological process: tetrahydrofolylpolyglutamate biosynthetic process. Gene Ontology annotation, molecular function: tetrahydrofolylpolyglutamate synthase activity; ATP binding.
AGCUCGCCCAUGAUGGUGUGCAUGUGGAGCGCGUGGCGGCGGGGCUCCGUGUUGGCCGCGCGGCUCGCAAAGAGGGAUUGGCCGUGCAGUUUUUCCGCGGGCCUUUCUGUCAGAUACAGGGACUUCAGCACCAAGACGGCUCCUCACAUCCCCGGCAUGGAGUACCAGGAUGCCAUCUGCACGCUGAACACGUUACAGACCAACGCCAGCGCUCUGGAGCAGGUUCGCAGAGAGAGGUGUCUUCCUCAACUGCAGCUGCAGGCCAUGAGAGGCUUCCUGGAGAGAGCCGGACUCACUGUGGAGGAGCUUGACCAUCUCAACAUCAUUCAUGUGACGGGAACAAAGGGCAAGGGGUCAACGUGUGCGUUCACUGAGCAGAUGUUAAGAAGCUACGGCUUCCGCACAGGAUUUUACAGUUCCCCACAUUUGGUACAAGUCAGGGAGAGGAUCCGGAUCAACGGACAGCCCAUUGGGAAAGAGCUUUUUACUAAAUACUUCUGGCAGGUGUACGGACGGCUGGAUGAAACUAAGGAUGCUCAUGGAGGGAUGAUGCCGGCUUAUUUCCGCUUCCUCACCAUCUUGGCCUUCCACGUGUUUCUUCAGGAGAAGGUGGAUUUAGCUGUGAUUGAAGUUGGGAUUGGUGGAGCGUACGACUGCACCAACAUUAUAAGGCGUCCGUGGGUGUGUGGCGUCUCGUCUCUGGGAAUCGACCACACUCAGAUUCUUGGAGACACCAUCGAGAAGAUCGCCUGGCAGAAAGGAGGCAUCUUCAAACCGGGGGUUCCUGCCUUCACAGUCAAACAGCCAGAGGAUGCGAUGGUGAUGCUCCGGAGCCGAGCCAAAGAGAUGAGAAGUCCUCUGCGGGUGUGUCCAGAUCUGGAAGAGUACCAGACGGACUGUGGAUCUCUUGUUCUGGGUCUGGCCGGGCAGCACCAACGCUCCAACGCCUCCCUCGCCCUCCAGCUCAGUCACACAUGGCUGCAGAAAAGAUGUCUACCAGCAGAGACAAGCUUUCCCUCCACGAGUGAUGAGAACACAGAGGUCCUUCAGGGGGCCGCCUUCACGCCCAGCCCCAUCAUGGUGAAAGGUCUGGCGGACACAGAGUGGGCGGGGAGGAACCAGACUCUGAGACACGGAGCGGUGACCUACUUCCUGGAUGGAGCUCACACGAUGCGCAGCAUGAAGGCCUGCGUGCACUGGUUCAGAGAAACUGCAUCCCAGCAUGAGAGGAACUCCAGUGGAGCUGUGGCCAGAGUCCUGCUGUUCAACGCCACCGGAGAGAGAGACUCAGCCGCCAUGUUGAAACUGCUGGUGCCGUGUCAGUUUGACUUUGCUGUUUUCUGCCCGAACAUCACCGAGGCCAUGGCUUCAUGCAACGCAGACCAGCAGAACUUCAACGUGUCGGUGGAGAACAUGCUGACCCGCUGCCUGGACAACGAGAGGAGCUGGCACCUCCACAACAGCCAGGUUUCUAACAAAGGCUCCCAGCUGCUGAUUGAGGGCAGUCUCCCGAAGAAGACGACGACGACGGACACGCUGGUGUUCCCCUGCAUCCUCAGCGCCCUGCAGUGGAUCACUCAGGGUCGGGAUCCGGUUCUGACUGACCCGGUUCUCCCGGUGAAACCUAGCAUCAACGCUAAAGCUGCUCCUCUCUGUGAUGCCUCUGAGAUCCACAUCCUCAUCGCUGGGAGCCUCCACCUGGUGGGGGGGGCGCUCAAACACCUGGACGCAGCUAACUACAAGUAAACAGACAUGGGGUAUUAGUGGAUUUCAAUAAUGGGAUGUUCUCAUUCCUCUUCAAAUCUAAAUGAGGUGUGUGUGGUGCUAGCUUUUUGGACUGAAUGAGACAAGCUGCACCGAGGUACUGUUAGCUUUCCUACAGUAGCUGAUGCUAGCGCUCAAACACCUGGACGCAGCUAACUACAAGUAAACAGACAUGUGAAAUUAGCGAAUUCAAACAGUUUAAAUAAUGGGAUGUUCUCAUUCUUCUUGAAAUCUAAAUGGGGUAUGUUUGGUGUGAGCUUUUUUGGACUGUGUCUUCAGAGGUUUACCUGAAUGAGACGGGCUGUUAGCUUGAUGCUAGGAGCUGAUGCUAGGAGGCGGGACCAGGGCAGCUCCACCCAGAUCCGUACAGACGAGCAGGGGGAAGAUCACUUAAGUCUUAAUGAAGCCAAACAUGUUUACAAUGAUCUGAAAGGUGCAUUCAGGUGCAGCACGACGAGCGGAGCUGACUCAACUGGAACUGUGUGCCUCGGGAUGACCGCAGCGUCGUCUCAUUAUAUUACAGAAACAGAAACACGACAGAAAGUGCUUCAUGGAGUUAUGAUUUAUUGUGAUUUUACUAUCAAUUGGAACACUUGACUAUUACGAAGAAAGCCAUUUUGCACGGCUUCUAAUUUUGCUGGAUUUUGACAAUGUAUUUCACACAUGGCCUACUCGUUUCCUUUUUGUACGCGAGUGUAACUUUGCUAAUGUCCUCCGAUGAAGUCAUGUAACUAGCUCUCCUUCCGUGCCAUCUGUCAGACUGUACACUGAAAUUAUAGUAAUAUAUAAAUGGUCCUUCAUUUGCAUUAUCUGACACUACAUACAAGUAUCGUAUGUAAAAUGUUUUUAAAAGAUAUUGAAACUGUAUAAAAAAUACAUUUGUAAUCGGGGUCUUCAUGUUGUCAUGGUGAUUAAGUGACGCUAACGGGUGUAACCUCAAGUGAGUUUACAUUUCCUUUCAGAAUAAACCAAGAAUAUUUGUCACUUGUUGCAAGUGUCUGAAAUACGAGUUAAUAAAAAAUGGCUUUGCAAA